AUGGACAGUAGUGAUGAAGAUGGAGGUAAUGAAGAAUUAAGGUCUAAGUUUAUGCUUCCUAAAAAUACUGGCAAUUAAUCUCGCGUUGGGCCCUAGUAUUAAGCACUCGAGAUACCCAAUCUAUAAACUUCUAAUAUAAUGAUUGGUAAAAAUAGUCUGAGUAGCACUAAUUGUUAAAAUAAUUAAGCUAACUCCAUAUAACAAGUAAGGCCGCAUUAGAACAGCAAUAACGAGGAAGAGAAGUAUUAGUAGUUGUAUUUAAAGCCAAAGUCUGAAACUAAAACAAAAGUUGGGCCACAGUACCAGGCUGACAUUCCGCUGCCAAUAAAGUAAUAGAAGAAUACUCAAAGUGAGAGUUUAUAGCAAGAUAUUCAACUACCCACUAAAAGUAUGUAUAGUCUAUUGUAAAUAUUAUCAGGAUUAAGAGAUAAUGAAUUAGAGUAGGAGUCUGUUGAACCUUUACAGAAAAAGCCAAAAUUUGAUGAUUGA
Molecule: messenger RNA, 489 nt
Organism: Stylonychia lemnae
Lineage: Eukaryota; Ciliophora; Spirotrichea; Sporadotrichida; Oxytrichidae
Source: the annotation of a GenBank genome assembly